Drosophila guanche is the source of this 567-nucleotide messenger RNA. Its product is annotated as zinc finger protein 235-like. The transcript has 3 exons. Bases 1 to 567 code for a protein of 188 amino acids. Gene Ontology annotation, biological process: regulation of transcription by RNA polymerase II. Gene Ontology annotation, molecular function: DNA-binding transcription factor activity; RNA polymerase II cis-regulatory region sequence-specific DNA binding. The record is from RefSeq and is a predicted model, not a curated record. Lineage: Eukaryota; Metazoa; Arthropoda; Insecta; Diptera; Drosophilidae.
AUGACCAAAGAACAGAAGAAUCUUAAGCGUCGCGAACGAUUGCGAUCCAAGCCCCUAAGCUAUGUCUGCGAACAGUGUGGACACGCUUUUCGUAUGUCUUGCCAUCUACAGAUUCACAAGCUUCGUCACAGUCGCGUCAAGAACUUUGAGUGCCCGGAAUGCUUGAAGAAAUUCUACACCUCGCACUUGCGGGACAGUCACCUACGCGUUCGUCACCACGGGGAGCGCCCGUACCCAUGUAAAUACUGCAGCGAAACGUUUUCCUACUGCAAUGGAGAUUCAUGGAGCGCCUCCUCGCAUUGUCAUGAGUCGCAACAGCAGCAUCAGCAGCAAAAAUCAAAAGGCUCAAGCGGACAAUUUUGGCACAUGAACUCGCACACUGGGGUCAGGAACCUCAAGUGCAAGUCGUGCGACAUGAUGUUCCCCGAUCCCGUUUCGGUGAGGCGGCACGAACGGUACCAUGAGCAGCGGCCUUUGCAAUGCGAUGUCUGUCUGAAGGGCUUUUUCGUACUCAGCAAGCUCAAUGCGCACAAACUCAUACACACUGGUGAUCGUCCAUUUAGGUAA